Messenger RNA from Myripristis murdjan (pinecone soldierfish), 6071 nucleotides. RefSeq names its product cAMP-specific 3',5'-cyclic phosphodiesterase 7B. Gene Ontology annotation, molecular function: 3',5'-cyclic-nucleotide phosphodiesterase activity. The record is from RefSeq and is a predicted model, not a curated record. Gene Ontology annotation, biological process: signal transduction. The transcript has 13 exons. Lineage: Eukaryota; Metazoa; Chordata; Actinopteri; Holocentriformes; Holocentridae. The coding region runs from base 264 to 1625 and encodes 453 amino acids.
GCUAGGUGGUACGGCAAGCGGACAGGCGCAGCGGGGGGAGACGGUACAGUUUUGGCCGAUACGGUCCGCAGAGGGGCUCGUAAUGUCCGGCAUAACCGCGGGAGAAGGAUUAAAUAGUUAGCUUUAAAACAGGUGUCCGCCGGGCCAGUGUCACCUCUGUCGUCCUGUAUGCGGUUGGCUCGUGCGCGUAUCCAUGAAGACGCUCGGCACGCGCGCAGUUCUACCGCAUUCACUUGUUAUCCCAGAGCGGCCGCGAUGGUUCAAUGUCCUGUUUAAUGGUCGAGAGGUGUGGAGCAAUCUUAUUUGAAAGGUCGGAGCAGGAUGCCAUACGAGUUCGCAUGCUGGCUGAUGGCAGACUGAACGCUGGUCAUGCUGGGGUGUUGCUGGCUGAGAGAAGAGGAUCCUACCCGCUGAUUGAUCUGCGUGUCUUCAACACCAGUGACCAGCAGGGGGCGGUAGAGUCUGGCACCAGGAGGAAGGUGAAGCGUCUGCUGAGCUUCCAGAGAUACUGCCACGCCUCCAGGCUCCUGAGGGGUUUGGUGCCCCACACCCCUGGGUCCUUACACCUACUGGAUGACGACUACCUAGGACAGGCCGCACACAUGCUGUCAAAGGUGGGCACGUGGAAUUUUGACAUUUUCCUCUUUGAUCGUCUCACAAAUGGGAACAGCCUGGUGACUCUGAUGUGCCACCUCUUCAAUGUCUAUGGGCUCAUUCACCACUUCCAGCUGGACAUGGUCAAACUGCACAGGUUUCUGGGCAUGGUGCAGGAGGACUAUCACUCCCAAAAUCCCUACCACAAUGCUGUUCAUGCUGCUGAUGUCACACAAGCCAUGUACUGCUACCUGAAGGAGCCCAAGCUGGCAGAGCAGCUCAGUCCUCUGGACGUGUUCCUGGGUCUGAUGGCGGCAGCCGCCCAUGACGUGGAUCACCCUGGAGUCAACCAGCCCUUCCUCAUCAAGACCAGGCACCACCUCGCUUCCCUAUACCAGAACACGUCUGUGCUAGAGAGUCACCACUGGAGAUCGACUGUGGGCAUGCUGCGAGAGUCAGGGCUGCUGUCCCAUCUGCCUGCCAACAUGUCGCACGAUAUGGAACAGCAGCUCGGCUCUCUCAUAUUGGCUACAGAUAUUAGCAGGCAGAAUGAGUUCAUGUCAACCUUCAGGGAACAUCUGGACAACCAGGAUCUGGACCUUCAACAUGCACCACACAGGCACUUUAUACUGCAGAUCUCUCUCAAGUGUGCAGAUGUGUGUAACCCGUGUCGGGUUUGGGAGCUGAGCAGGCAGUGGAGUGAGCGGGUGUGUGAGGAAUUCUACAGGCAGGGUGAUCUGGAGAGGAAGUUUGACUUGGAGAUUAGUCCUCUUUGUAACCAGCAGGCUGACUCUGUACCAGCUAUCCAGAUAGGCUUUAUCUCCUACAUUGUGGAGCCUCUGUUUGAGGAGUGGCACCGCUUCACAGAGCCCAGCCCUCUCAGCCAGACCAUGAUGGGUCACCUGCACAAGAACAAGGCCCGCUGGAGCCGACUACGACACAUGCACACUCCUCCAGACACACAAACACACCCUCUUGCUGAGGAGCCCGACUCUGAAGGAGGUGGUGGAGAGGGAGAGGACAUCCCCUAAUGCUGUCUCCUCCUUGUCUUGUUGCUUCUAUUGUUUCAUCUACCUUUCCAGCUGGAGGAGAGGAGUUUUCAUCCACAAGGCUUUCUCUUCCCACGCCUGGAUGUACACAGGCUGUCAGAGUGGGAGUACUUCACGGCAAUCUACGUUGGGAUAGGUGAGAAAUAGCACCCUCUGCUGUGAAGAAAUGCAGCAUGGCAAGAAAGAAGCGAUGGAGUGGCAGGGAAAGAUGGUAUGAUAAACAGAUGGACAAUCUUAGUAAUAAUUGUCAAUUUGACAAAGUUUUGCCUUCUCUAUUACUCUGUCCCCUCUAAUAUCUGCUUUUAAAUCAUUUAGGGAGGCAGGAAUUGAAUUUAAAGGUUAUGAACAAUGGCAAAAGAGGAGAGAAUACUCAGUGAAUAUAAAUUUUGGUGUUUGCACAAAAAGAGACUUAUGGUAAAAGAAAGCCAAAACUAUAAGGAGGUCAGCUGGACUGUGCUAGAAAGAUGACUUCAAAAUAUUUGAAAGAUUGACAAAAAUAUGUGAAUAAAUCCUCUACAUCUAUGCUUUUUAAAACUUUUAGAUAAUAUGUGUUUACUUAUGUGUUUCACUUUUUCUCUUUUUGUACAGCUUGCACUUCUUUAAGAUGAUAUUUCAUAAUUGUCUUACUUGUCUACUUUUCACUGAAGUGCGUUUUAACUCAAGCACUAAGUUGGUGUGUGAACGCACUGUAAACUGUAAAAUGUAUUUUUACUUAAUUAUGUUAUCUGUCAGCCAGGCUGUGUGACUGAAUGAAUGAUUGACACAACGAGGCAGUUAAGCAUUGCUGAGUUGCCUAGAAAGAAUUGCUUAAGCACUGACAUGGACUGUCAGCCAGAUAUUUGUGGACUCAAGCUGAAACACUGAUGUGGAGAACACAAACAAGAGCCAUGACUAUUUGUGUGUCACUGUACAAAAAAAUUUUACUCUUUAAAAUGUUAUAUACAGUAUAAUCUGUACAUACUGUGGUGUAUGACCUCAGCAACUCAUAUGCCAAAAUCUCAGUAAUGUAUAUACAUUUUUACCAGACAUGGAUUUUGGGCAAUCUCUUUACACUUGUGAUACUUUUGCAUCAGCUUUUAUGGGUGCAUUUAUCCAGUAACCUCACUUUACAAGCUCACAUACAACAAAGCCUUAACAGCAAUAUUGUCUGUGAAACACAUUUUGCUAAAUGGUGUUUGACCAUUUUCUCUGUUACAUUAUCAAACUUUUCAGUCUCAGAUAAUCUUCAUUUUCUUCAGCCAUAUGAGCAUGCAUGCAGACAGAUGCAGACACAUGCACAACACUGUAGCAGGUUCCUUUUUUCUAUUUCACUUCAACCCCCAGCUUCAGGGUCAAGAGUGGGUCUUUAACCCACAGAGCAAUGCCAAGGUACUAACCUACUGCUCUGAUAUGUCAUCAACUCACUAUACUGUUAAUUCUCCAAAGCUUUUCUAUUCCUUUGUAAUGUUCUUACACCUUUGUAGUUGAAGUAUACUUCCUUUAUUCUACGAGCACUGUGUGCACUCUACCUUAAUUCAUGAACAGACCUGGGCCAAUCAGUAUUGUCUGUAUUUUUUUUAACCUGCAGAGAAUAUCAGGGCAAUUCAGAUAUUGUGACAUAAAUUGUCAGUAAGUAAAAGUAUAGCAAAAUAACUUUCAAAUACCUGCCUUACAAUGUCUAAACUGGUACUCUUUCUAUUGUCUUAGUGGCAGAACCCAUUCCAUGUGGAGCUAGAAUAGCUUCAAACAAACUCUAAGUAGUUUUUAUGAAUGCUCUUUGGUCCAAGUCUAAGAUGGGUUUUUCUUUCAAUUCUUAAUUCUAAAUUGUGAUGUGUAUAGGUAAUCUGAGAUGCCUGGCACAGAUGAAGUGUGCAGGGUAACAAGCUGUAACUGAAGUCUUCCCAGAGCUACAGUAUGGAUAAAUAACUUGAGUAAUAACAACAACAACAAUAAGAAGAAUAAUCACAAGUGAUUUUUUUCUUAGCAAUUUGAGAGGUAUAGUUACACUAAGUGUUAGGCUUUUUCUAUGAGAUAUAGUGCAAUAAAAUACAGUAUCUGCCCAAGUUUGGUUCAAAAAUGCUCAUAUUGAUAUCUGUUGACAGCUCUGGUAAAUUAUUCAUAUUCCCUCUCCAUAGCGCUCUCUUUUGUCUUUGCUUUUAACUCCCACUCUGCCUUUACAUAUCAAGCAUACUGUUGUCAAAAGUGUAUACAGUUGGCACUGUUUUAUAUAGUGUGGGUGAUGUAGCUGCUGUAAUUGAGAAUCAAAGGCUAUCUCUGAAUGCAACUGUAUGUCCACAUAUGCUGGCAAAUUUGAUUUAUUCUAAGAUGCCUUACUUGCAUCUUUCUGUGUUGGCAGCCACUAAAAAACUGUACUACUACUGUUCUUCCCUCCAAGAAGAGCCCUCGGUACUGAGAACAAGCAUCAUGCACUUUUUAUGAGAACAUUGUGCAACAGUAGUUUAAUUCUUUGUAUUGCUGCAUUCAUUUUAACUCAGUACUCAACUUGUGAAUCUCCAGCCUGCAACAACAUUGCACUCACAGUGCUACUACUUUGUAAUGGACCAUAUCAGUGAUUUUGCGUUCUUAGCCUAAUAUCUACAAAAUGUAUAUACUUCACACUCUUAAUCUUUUCGUAUUGCAUUUUACAACACCAGAAUCAUUUUUCCUACCUUUUAUCCAGCCAUUAGUUUCCAUUCAUUCCACUACGACAUGAAAUUGAACUUUCGGAGACUUUCUUCACCAGUAUUCCAUCACCUUAAUAAAAACAUCCACAGUCAUCCUCAUACAUCAUCCAAAACAGUCCCCUUUACACAGCCAAUAAGCAGUUCCAUGGUUUAUGAAUGGUGACAACUUUGUUAGCUACAAAAGAAGAACAUUAUAAGAUGGUUGUUUCAACCAAAAAUUCAAAAUUUGAAAACUGAGGGAUUUUGAUUAUAUCUUUGUACCCCGGCAUGAUUUACAAAAUUGUUUGUAGCAGAAGGGCCAAACUCGUAUGGUCCUUUAAGUAGUAAAUAAGCCCUCCUAUAUUAAUCUAACAAGUCUUGUUAUUCAUGGUUAAAAACAAAAGUUUUUCCAUCUAUUUUUCUGUGUUCUGAUGUCACUUGAAUGGUGUGAAAGGUGUGAAACAAAUACCCAAAAUUCCAACUUGGACGACAAUUCAGUUUGUCAGAACUCAGAGCUGAAAUGAAUGCAGCAUAAGACCCUUGAGGCUGACCAGAAUUACCCAAGUUACUGCUGUAGUGAAGACGCAUUCAAGAUACCAGGCCUCAGGCUCCCUUGUAUUUUAAUACCUCUCAGGAUUAGUACUGAUGCAAGGUCAUGGAGCCAUAUCAGUUUCACGAACUUGUUCUUUGGAUGCAGAUCUUUUGUGUAUGCCAGAAAUGUUCACACUGAGUUAUCCAUAGUUAUCAGCUUACCAUGCUCAAUAAUGGAGAGGCUGGUCACUCAAACUCUGUAAAUCCACUGACUUUACUGUAAUGGUCCAUGAUGCUGAGAUAUUUAAUAUCACAAUAAUUAGAUCCAGGUGUGGUCACAGUGUCUUAAGUAGGAACUUGUAGCAUAUACAAAGUAUGGACAAAAUAAAAUAGAAAUACCAACAUGUAGUCUCUGAGCAAUGAAGGGCUCUGGGGAUUAUGAACUGAAGUUUUUCACUGUGUUUUUCCCUUCAAAGGGUCAUUCAGGUUGUAAUUACCAUUAAACAAACCUUUCUUACAAGUUAAAUUAAUCCUGUAGUGCAUUUCUAUGCUGAUGAUAGUAAUGUUUUCCACUUAGACAAUACAAAUCUCUGCACACCUGAUGUAAUGAUGUAAUCCCAAAAAUAUACAUUUGUAGGAGAUUUUGUAUUGGUGCGUAAAGCAGUGUGCAGCACAGAUGGUCAGUCAUGUAAAAGUUGGCCUUGCUGUGUAGGAUCAGAGCAGGUCAGAUUUCUGUCUGUGAGGGAAGCCUUUAUGGCGUUUCCCUUAUUUUGUCCAUAUGUCUUCCUACAAGUGUCCUGCUGCAAAAUGACUUCAGCAUGACUGAAAUAAUGACACUGAUGAACCAUGUCUCUAACUGAAGAAAUUUCAUUACAAGGAACUAAACUUCUCUCUUGAAUAUUUCAUAUAUCUGUAGACCUAAUGAGUCUGGAGAAAUUUUAACAGUGUGCAUUAAAAAAAAAACAUCUGGUAGCAAUGCUGUUUAAAAUGGAUAUACAGCAUUUUGGAAUGAACAGUUCAAAUGUUCUCCGCAACUAAAAUGGAUACUGUAUCUGUAUUAGUUAUUAACCAACAGGGAACCUCAGAAAAUGGAGAUGUUUACACUGCGGUCCAUAAACUGAUCCAAACAAGAGUUACAGAUCUGAUCUGAAUUUCUGUUUUUUGGGUAGAUCAUUCUGACUUCCUGACUGUAUGUCUCUGUUCUGGCAACCAACCCCUGAGCACUGUGAUCAAUAAAGUUAAUGUUUUUCAAUUA